GACAUGUGACAUGUAAUGUGACAAACGUCAGUCUGUUCAAUCGUGAUUCAAUCUGUGGUCUAUUCUUGUUUUAAUUCUAGUAAUUUUUUAAGUCAGGCGGCUUUUGAAUUUCUCAUAGCAAAUAAUAAUUUGUCGGCGUAUUUAGAAUUAAAAAAAUGGCUAUUAGUUUAUUAAAUCCUAAGGCUGAAGUAGCUCGAGCUGCGCAAGCAUUAGCAGUAAAUAUUUCAGGUGCGAAAGGUAUUCAAGAUGUCAUGAAAUCCAACUUGGGACCUAAAGGAACCAUGAAAAUGUUAGUGUCAGGUGCUGGUGAUAUAAAAAUAACUAAAGAUGGUAAUAUUUUGCUGCAUGAAAUGCAGAUACAACAUCCUACUGCUUCCCUUAUUGCAAGAGCGUCUACUGCUCAAGAUGAUAUGACAGGGGAUGGUACAACAUCAACUGUUUUAUUAAUUGGCGAGCUCUUGAAGCAGGGCGACAUAUAUAUUGCUGAAGGUCUACAUCCUAGAAUUCUAACAGAUGGUUUUGAUAAAGCAAAAACUAAGGCUUUAGAGGUUUUAGAUAAAAUUAAAAUUGCAAUUGAACCCAAUAAGGAGAAUUUAACAGAUGUUUGCCGUACAAGUCUUAGGACUAAAGUUCAUCAGAAAUUAGCAGAUGUUCUAACUGACGUUUGUGUUGAAGCUGUUUUGGCUUUGAAAUCGCAAGAUAAACCUGUUGACUUACACAUGAUUGAACUUAUGCAAAUGCAACAUAAAACUGAAACUGAUACAACUCUUGUAAAAGGUUUAGUAUUAGACCAUGGUUCUCGUCAUCCUGAUAUGCCAAAACGUUUGGAAAAUUGUUACAUUUUAACCUGUAAUGUGAGCUUGGAAUAUGAAAAAAGUGAAGUUAACUCUGGAUUUUUUUAUAAAACAGCAGAAGAAAGAGACAAGAUGGUAGCAGCUGAAAGAGAAUUUAUAGAUCAAAGAGUGAAGAAAAUUAUUGAGUUAAAGAAAAAAGUAUGUGCUGGGAACAAUAAAUCUUUUGUAGUUAUAAAUCAAAAAGGUAUUGACCCAAUGAGUUUGGAUCAGUUGGCUAAAGAAGGAAUUAUUGCAUUAAGAAGAGCUAAACGUCGUAAUAUGGAACGGUUAGCAUUAGCCUGUGGUGGUGUUGCAAUGAAUUCCUUUGACGAUCUUUCGGAGUCUGUUCUUGGAUAUGCUGGUGUAGUUUAUGAACACGUACUUGGUGAAAAUAAAUAUACCUUUGUAGAGGACUGCAAGAACCCUCAAUCAGUAACUAUUUUAAUGAAAGGCCCAAAUAAACAUUCGUUAGAUCAAAUUAAGGAUUCCAUUAGGGAUGGCCUUCGUGCUAUUAACAAUGCUCUUGAGGAUAAAGCAGUUAUUCCAGGUGCUGGUGCGUUUGAAGUAAUGGCUAAUAAGGAACUUAUGCAAUGGAAAGAUACUAUUAAGGGUAAAUCGCGAUUGGGAGUCAUUGCUUAUGCUGAAGCACUGCUAAUUAUUCCAAAAGUAUUGGCAACAAAUUCUGGUUUUGAUGUUCAGGAAACUAUUGUUAAACUACAAGAAGAAUCUAGGAUUAAUCCCGAACCAAUUGGACUUGAUCUGGUAUCAGGAGAGCCAAUUAAUCCAAAAGAUGCAGGCAUUUUUGAUAAUUAUAUAGUAAAGAAACAAAUUAUUAACUCCUGCUCAGUUAUUGCCAGCAACCUUUUACUUGUGGAUGAAGUUAUGAGGGCUGGCAUGAGUAGUCUUAAAGGAUAAAUUCAUUUCAUGAACUUAUUCAGGAAAGAAUAAAAAAGAAUCGUUUAUAUAAUACAUACUAAUAACCAUUUUUGAUUUUGUUUUUGCUGACACAUUUUUUCUAAUAGCUUUGUAAUUUUAAUAUAAAUAGAUGUGAAAAAAUAA
Sitophilus oryzae (rice weevil) is the source of this 1892-nucleotide messenger RNA. RefSeq names its product T-complex protein 1 subunit zeta (gene CCT6). The coding region runs from base 156 to 1748 and encodes 530 amino acids. The transcript is spliced from 10 exons. Gene Ontology annotation, molecular function: ATP-dependent protein folding chaperone; ATP binding; ATP hydrolysis activity. The record is from RefSeq and is a predicted model, not a curated record. Gene Ontology annotation, biological process: protein folding. Gene Ontology annotation, cellular component: chaperonin-containing T-complex. NCBI's taxonomy places the organism in Eukaryota, Metazoa, Arthropoda, Insecta, Coleoptera, Curculionidae.